Acanthochromis polyacanthus (spiny chromis) is the source of this 1079-nucleotide messenger RNA. RefSeq names its product nuclear factor 7, brain-like. The record is from RefSeq and is a predicted model, not a curated record. Bases 112 to 933 code for a protein of 273 amino acids. Gene Ontology annotation, molecular function: protein binding. Lineage: Eukaryota; Metazoa; Chordata; Actinopteri; Pomacentridae. The transcript is spliced from 2 exons.
UUUGAUCAAACAGCAGAACACAUUAAGGUCCAGGCCCGACACACAGAGAGGCAGAUUAAGGAGCAGUUUGAGAAGCUUCACCAGUUUCUGAUAAAGGAAGAGGAGGCCAGGAUGGCUGCACUGAGGGAGGAAGAGGAGCAGAAGACUGGGAUGAUGAAGGAGAAGAUGGAGGCUCUGAGCAGAGAGAUAGCAGAUCUUUCAGACACAGUCAGAGCUACAGAGGAGCAGCUGAGAGCUGAAGACGUCUCAUUCCUGCUAAACUACAAGGCUGCAGUGGAAAGAGUCCAGCGCUGCCUCCUGCUGGAGGAUCCACAGCUGCUCUCAGGAGCUCUCAUAGACCAGGCCAAACAUGUGGGCAACCUGAGCUUCAACAUCUGGAACAACAUGAAGGACAUGGUCUCCUAUACUCCUCUCUUUCUGGACCCAAACACUGCAUAUCCAAAACUCAUCCUGUCUAAAGAUCUCACCAGUUUUACACGUGGAGAUAAACAGCAGCUUCCUGAUAAUCCAGAGAGGUUUGAUGGAUACAGCUCUAUUCUGAGCUCUGAAGGCUUCAACUCAGGGACUCACAGCUGGAAUAUUGAGGUUGGAGACAGUAAACGCUGGACACUGGGUGUGUUGGAAGAGUCUGUCCAGAGGAAAGGAUGGAUACAGUCUGGAUUUUGGGGAAUAGGGUUCUCUAGAGAUAAAUACUCAGCAGGUUCACCAUCAACUCUCCUUACUGACCUCUCAGUGCAGAAGAAGCUCCAGAGGAUCAGAGUGAAUCUGGACUGUAACAGAGGAAAGCUGUCCUUCUCUGAUCCUGAUACUAAAACACUCAUACACACCUUCAAUCACACUUUCACUCAGAGGAUGUUUCCGUACAUUGCCAGUGGUGAUAAAGUUCAGAUUUUACCAGAGAAGUUCUCAGUGACAGUGGAACAGAUCAGUUAGAGAUCAACAGGAUCAAUAGAUUCAGAACAUCUGUUGUUUUUUCCUGAACUGUAUAUUUGGCUUACUACAUUUCUCUGUAAAAAUAGGUGAGAAUAAAAAAAAGUAUCUUUUCCGUCAUCGUAUGAAUAUUUUCAUAGUCAGGGGAA